ACUAAAUUAACCCAAAAACCCCUAAAAUGGUGAUAUUUCCUUUUGCGAUCAAAUUCAUCUGCUCGGAAUCUCUCUUCCAAAUCGCCCACCAAGAAAAAGAACGCAAAACCUACACGAUGAUUCACAGAUCUCCCGCAUAAGCUUAUUCCAUGUCAUUCCAUACAAAUCCAACAUGAAUUGAUCAUUCACAAAUCUCCCGCAGAAGCUUAUUCCAUGUCAUUCCAUACAAAUCCAACAUGAAUUGAUCAUUCACAGAUCUCCCGCAGAAGCUUAUUCCAUGCCAUUUCAUACAAAUCCAACAUUUGAUUCCCAUUUUCAAUUAAUUAAGUCUUUACCACUGUAUAGAAUCUCUUGUCGGAGGCGUGCCGUACCACACCCACCACCACCUGACCACAAUCCAUUUUUUUCUGAAAAAUUCCUACCAUGGAUGCUGAUAAAAACAUAUCAUCUCUCGGCUCCGUAUGGGUAUAGCAAAAUGUCGAAGGGACUUUAGUUGCAGUGGCUUAGAAGAGAUGUUUGUCCGCGAGGUCCAUCAAAACACAGCAAGUAGGCGAUUUACACAAAACCUUCUCAGGCAGCAGUCCACCACUUGCAAAAGUCGUGCGCCCAGAUCUCGAAUGUAUGGGGGGAAGAACCACACGGAGGACAAAGGCAAGAGGGCAAUUGAAGAUGUAGUUGCAUUUCCAAACAACAAAAAGAAAAAAGUUUGUGAUUCAUCACAAUCCACAGAGUCUGUGGAUUGCAAGAUCUCAACCAAGUUGACACGUAAUGCAUAUGCUGUGAUACGUGGAUCCCUACGCUUCAACUUCAAGUAGAAUUGCAGGGAAUUGUCAUUCGUUAUUCGGAUUGGGAACAUCUCCACAUCUGCAGAAUUCCCAAUCUUGAUACAUGAACGUCACAUUUCGACCUUGCCUCAUUCACUAUCAUAUUGACAAGGAACUAGGAGAGCAAAGUACCCGUACCAUUUACUACAAAUACAUUUGCUGCGUUCAUUCCUGUACAAAUGAAAAAGAAAUAAGUUUGGAUAAAUCUAAGUUAUGUAGAUAAGAACUUGCACACAAUUUGAUGAAAGAUGGUUUCAGAUGCAGCAUCAAAGUCAUCUUGUAAGAGGAUCAACUCCAAACAUUUAUUUCAAAGGGACUUCUUUUUUGCAUAUAGACACAAAAUCAAAUGUUGACAUAAGUCGAAUUAUCUAGAGAAUAGCGUAUGUGGUGAAUAUAUUAUUUUAUCAUCGAAGCA
This is a messenger RNA of Olea europaea var. sylvestris, 1239 nucleotides long. RefSeq lists its product as uncharacterized. The record is from RefSeq and is a predicted model, not a curated record. The transcript is spliced from 3 exons. Lineage: Eukaryota; Viridiplantae; Streptophyta; Magnoliopsida; Lamiales; Oleaceae. The coding region runs from base 462 to 815 and encodes 117 amino acids.